UAAUCACAAAAAUUUUUGGCAUUAAAAACUGGCCAUUCUUCAAACCGUUACGUUAAACGUGAACAUGGAACACCACUAGUAAGUCACGUGACCAGCUUGCGUUUGAGAGCGCAUCACAGCUGCUUGUAAAUAGAGGCUGUAAAUAUAAUUAUAGCAGAUAAAGAUGAGUUUGGGAGCACGCGCCACCAAGGGUGGUGCGAAGGGGAAGGACAAAGCCCAGGACAAGGCCAAGGGCGUCGACAAACCACCGGCCAAGGAGAAGGUCAAACAACAGCUACAGGCAACCACAGAACAGAUGCGUAUGGCAAACAUGAUCGACCGCAAAAGCGACGACUCCACGGACGUCCGAAGAAUGGUGCUAGAGCUGAUGGAGAUGACAUGUCGCACUGAGGAGGAGGUGUGUUCAGCGCUGCACGACUCGGACAACGACAUGGUCGCCGCUUGCAACCUACUGCUGGAGGAGAGUCAGCGAAUACAGGGCGAAUGGCAGACAAAUGAGAAGAAGAAGAAAAAGCCACCCGCCGUCGCUGGCAACGGCGAGCCCGAGCCGCUCCGCGAGCGGGAGGCGCGCGAGCCGAGAGAACGUUCUGGCCCGCCGCGUCCACGUCGCGGGGAAGCAGAGGCGCGGGGUCGCGGUCGCGGCGCGGCGCGUGGUCGCGCGCGCGGCGCCCGGCGCGGCGCGCCCGGCCGGCCGCGGCCGCGCGGGGAGCUGGGCGAGCGCGGCGAGCACGGCAACAUGGCAGACUCGUUCCCCAACGCAGAAGACUGGGACAAUGAGGAGUGGUCGGGAUCUCUGUCGGACACCAAAGUGUUCACGCCCAGCACCGCGCCCGGCGGCGAGGACGCGCCCAUCCCUGUCACCACGCAGGAGGAGUGUUGGGACACGCCCGCAGCGAACGGUGCCGAGCACAUUCCCAGCUACAGCUACAGUCGCGUGCCUGAGCCUAGGGCGCCCGUGUUGCAGCCCACGCUAAGCCCGGCGGCGCACUCGGCGGUGCCUAGCGCCUCGCCCGCGCCCGCCGCGCCGCCCGCCGAGCCGCAGCCGCCCCGCCACCAGCCAAUGGGUAUGUCGGGGUCGCUGUCCGCGGCGCAGUCGCAGUACCUGUCUCAACUCACUCAGCAAUCGCAACGGCAUGACAACAGUGUAUAUUCGUCAAAUUAUGGUGUUUACGGUUCUUCAGACAUCACGAGUCAAAGGAAACCACAGCGAGCGAGGGUUCCUCCUCCUUCCAAGAUCCCGUCGUCGGCGGUGGAGAUGCCGGGCGGCGAGGGCGGCGCCAUGUUCCUGGACGUGCAGUUCGGCGCGCUGGAGCCCGACCUCACGGAGCCGGCGCCGCAGCCGCAGCUGCCCCCGCCCGCACAAGUCCAACACCCCCCCCAGCCCCACCCACACCCACACCCCCCGCCCGCCCAAGCCGCGCCGCAGCCCGCUCAGCCGCCCAAGCCGCUACCUACGGCUGUGACGGCGGCGCCCGAGCCGGCGCCGGCGCCCGCGCACGAGCCCGCGCCCGAGCCCAGCGUCACGUACGCCAACACCAACAGUAUGUUACCGGAGAGUUUAGCACCAGAACCAGUCCCCGUACCGGCAGAACCUGUCCCGCCACAGCCUAACAGUCUAGAGAAGCAGUUAACGGCAGCGAUGAAGCAGCUGGCCGUGUCCGCGGGCGACGCGCCGCAGGCCGCGCCGCAGCUGCACCGACACAAGGCUAUGGGCCAGCAGAACGUGUACGCACACCACGCCGCGGCGGCGCACCACCCACCAGUAUACGGAGCCAACGUCUACGCGCCACAGGCAAGCUCAACAAACGCGUCGCUAACGAGCGGCAUGUCGGCGCCGGCGUACGGCUCCGCGGCCGCGCUCACGCAGUACCAGCCGAUGAUCAACUCAUACCAGCAGGCGAGCUCAACAAACGCGUCGCUAAAGACCGGCAUGUCGGCGCCGGCGUACGGCUCCGCGGCCGCGCUCACGCAGUACCAGCCGAUGAUCAACUCCUACCAGCAGGCGAGCUCAACAAACGCGUCGCUAACGAGCGGCAUGUCGGCGCCGGCGUACGGCUCCGCGGCCGCGCUCACGCAGUACCAGCCGAUGAUCAACUCCUACCAGCAGACGUCAUCGUCAGCGGGAGUGUACGCGGGCAGUGCGCUUUACACGUACCAGCCCAGUCAACAGGCCAAACUACCCACUAAGGACAACACGCCACAGUAUGACAACUCGGUAGCAUCUAAUAGUAAUAGUUUAACAAACACGUCAACGACACAGAGCUCAACCUCCAAAGUACCCACAACCACAGUAAGUGCAGGCGCGAACGCGGGUGUGAACGCGGCGAACGCGGGCGUGACGGGCGCCGGCGCCAACGCGGGCUACGGCGCCGCGCUGUACGGCGGCGUGCAGCCCACCGGCUACCACUACGACGAGGCGCAGCUCAUCACCAGGACGCUGCCGCACCACAUGGGCGGAUACUACGAGGUGGGAUACGGCGUAGGAGGCGCGCGGGAAGGCACGUUCGGACUGGGACCUACAGACAGGUUCACGCGGACCGACGCUGCCUCACCGCAACAAGUCAGCCAGGUCCCCGCAGCGUUACCGCCCGGCUAUGCGUACUUCUACCAACCUCCCCCUACGACGUACCAAUAUGGAGUCUACCCCACGUACGGCGGCGGGUCUAACGUUGGUGGUGUCGGCGGCGUCGGUGGCGUAGGAUCCGUGUCCGGUGCCGUGUCCGGCGGCGGCAAGGUGUCCAACUACUCGCAGCAGCAGCCACAGUACGACCAGGACUCUUACAAACCUGGAGGCGGCUACAACGCGAGCGGAAACAAGGCCGCAGCGGGCGCGCCGCCCGAGCUGGCGUCCGCCAUGUACGCCAAACCCCACGUCGCGCUCAACAAAGUCAAUAGCUACGACAAGGCGGCGUUCCACAGCGGCACGCCGCCGCCCUUCGGCGCCGGCUCGCACCUCUACAUCCCCGCGCCGCACUCCGCGCACCAUCCCCACCACCACCAGCACCAGAUGGAUGUACGGGUGAACAGUAGUCAUAAUAGGCGGGAGAGCGGAGCGGCGCGCGCGGCGGCGGCCAAGCCGGCAGCCAGCAAGCCCAGCUACUCGCAGUCCUACUGGGCGCCCAACUAGCUGCACGCCCUAGCGACCGUGUCCCCGGGCACCUGUAAAUAGUCGCCACGUCGUGGGCGCUCCUCCAAACAAAACUGAUUAAUGUAAAAUACGCAAGGAAUUUGAAUGACCUAUGUUAAUAUUUCGUUCACAUUGGCGCCGGCCGCAGGUCGUCGCCAGAUAGGAUAUUGUUUAAAUUUAACUGUAGAACUAUGUAUAUCUUAUCUUUGUAAUAUGUAUAUGUAUGUAAGCAUUUGGUACGCUAUGCGCGCCGAAUCGUUUUGUAUUUAGUUGACAGAGUUUUUGUAAUUACAUAUUAUAGUUGAAUAAACGUUCAGCGAUCUAUAAAGUAAAGUAACUACCGUAGUCGAGGUCUUUUUUAUGUGAAAGAAUGCAAUGUGUUGAUCUCGCGGGCAUUUGAAAGUAUGAGGGAAUUACACGUAUUGGAACUUGA
Molecule: messenger RNA, 3560 nt
Organism: Cydia amplana
Lineage: Eukaryota; Metazoa; Arthropoda; Insecta; Lepidoptera; Tortricidae
Gene: lig
Product: protein lingerer-like
Exons: 30
Coding region: 164-3127 (987 amino acids)
Cellular component (GO): cytoplasm; nucleus
Molecular function (GO): protein binding
Source: RefSeq, a predicted model, not a curated record